Oldenlandia corymbosa var. corymbosa is the source of this 1661-nucleotide messenger RNA. Lineage: Eukaryota; Viridiplantae; Streptophyta; Magnoliopsida; Gentianales; Rubiaceae. The record is from the annotation of a GenBank genome assembly.
CUAGAACUGAGUCAUCUCUGAUUCCUUACCUGCUUUGUGAUCUAUAAUCAAAAUAAGCUUUCAUGGAGGCAGUUCAUGGAAACUCAAAUCUGGAAACUAAGAAGGGUAAGCGAUUGAUUUUGUUUCCAGCACCUUUACAGGGCCAUAUAAACCCCGUGAUUCAACUAGCCAAUAUUCUUCAUGCCAAAGGAUUUGAUAUCAUCAUUGUUCACACCAAAUUUAACUCCAUUGACCAAUCAAAAUACCCUCAUUUCACCUUCCACUCCAUCCAAGAUGGCUUGCUGGAACACGAAGCUUCCACAUCAGAUGUCGUGGAUCUCAUGAUAAAGCUAAACGGCAAUUGCGUCCAGCCCUUUGGUGAAUGCUUGGCCAAUUUAUUGUCAGAUGGUCAAACAAAGCCUGUAAUAUCAUGUUUAAUCAUUGAUAGUUUCUGGUACUUCACUCGGGAAUUGGGUGACAGAUUCAAGCUCCCUAUUCUUGCAUUUAGGACCGUCAGUGUUUGUUCAGCUCUAGCUUUUAACUCGCUUCUGCUUUUUCAGAAACUCGGAUAUCUAUCAAAACCAGAUUCUGAGUUAGAAGAAGAAAUACCCGAGUUUCCGCCCCUCAGAAUGAAAGACAUUCCGGUGAUAAAGUCUAGAUAUCCCGAUGGUAUAUUCAAGCUAAUAAGCAGCAUUCUGGAAAGUAACAGGGCAGCAUCAGGGCUUAUCUUCAACUCAUUCAGGGAGCUCGAAGAACCGGCACUGACGAAAAUAAGUCAAGAAUGUCAAUCUCCAACAUUUGCAAUAGGCCCAUUCCUCAAAUAUUUUCCGGCCUCACCAAGCAGUUUAAUGGAGCCUGAUCAAAGUGCGAUCCACUGGCUCAAUAAACAAGCUCCCAAAUCCGUUAUCUAUGUUAGUUUUGGAAGUACUGUUCAUCUGAAUGAAGCCCAAAUGUCGGAAGUGGCGUCAGUGAUAGCCAAUAGUGUGCGGCCUUUCUUAUGGGUGGUUAGGCCUGGAUUGGUGCGAAAUUCAUUUAGGGUUGAGAAUUUGCUCAAUGGUUUCUUGGAGGCAGUAAAUAGAAGGGUACAUAUUGUGAAUUGGGCACCACAACAAGAAGUAUUAGCUCAUCCUGCUAUAGGGGGUUUCUGGACUCAUUCGGGCUGGAAUUCGACAUUGGAAAGUAUAUGUGAAGGGGUUCCAAUGAUAUGUUCCCCUUUCUAUGGUGAUCAGCUGAUAAACUCCCGAUUUGUUAAUGACGUUUGGAAAAUCGGUCUGCGUGUGGAGAAAGGAUUGGUAAAGGGAGAGAUAGAAAGGGUGAUUGAAAGAUUAAUGGAUGAAAAAGAAGGGAAAGAAAUAAGAGAAAGGGUUUUAUCUUACAAGGAGAAGAUCAAUGCCUGUACAGAAGAAGGUGGUUCUUCUCAACAGUCAUUGCAGGGCCUUAUUGAUCGCAUCUUAUCCUUCUGAUCUAAGGGAUGCAUUUUUAUUUUUAUUUUUUCUGUCUUUUGUUUUUUUUUUUUUUCGUUACAUAAGGGAUGCAUUUUUAUUUGGAUUGUAAUCCGUUGUCCUAAUACAUUAUUGCAAAAAAAAGAAUUGACAGGUUUCAUGUUAAAUUCAUGGAUAUAUGUUAAGAAAUCAAAUAUCCAACUAUGUCCUAAACAUCAAGUACUCUGUUUGAGUGACCCG